Molecule: messenger RNA, 2144 nt
Organism: Hevea brasiliensis (rubber tree)
Lineage: Eukaryota; Viridiplantae; Streptophyta; Magnoliopsida; Malpighiales; Euphorbiaceae
Product: endonuclease 2
Exons: 9
Coding region: 44-925 (293 amino acids)
Biological process (GO): DNA catabolic process
Molecular function (GO): endonuclease activity; nucleic acid binding
Source: RefSeq, a predicted model, not a curated record
CUGGAUUAUAUAAACUACUCGCAUUAGCAAUAAUUGUCUUAGAAUGAAAAUGGGCUACUCUUGUUUCAAGGUUGGGAUAAUAUUAACUAUUUUCUCACUAGCACUUCUCCUUCCAGUGAUUCAAGGCUGGGGAACUGAUGGGCACUUCAUAGUUUGCAGAAUCGCUCAGUCUCGGUUGAGUGAAGCUGCUGCAGAUGCUCUGAAGCAACUUCUGCCAGAGUCUGCGGAGAAUGACUUAGCGAGCGUGUGCUCAUGGGCAGACAAUGUCAAAUUCCGUUACCAUUGGUCAUCUGCCCUACAUUACAUUGACACCCCAGAUUCUCUCUGUACCUACCAAUACAAUAGGGAUUGCAAGGAUGAAAAUGGAGAGAAAGGGCGGUGUGUUGCUGGUGCAAUUAACAAUUACACUUCCCAACUUAUUACCUACAACACUGCUUCCUCCCUCCUGACUGAAUAUAAUCUCACAGAAGCACUUCUUUUCCUUUCUCAUUUUAUAGGAGACAUCCAUCAGCCUCUGCAUGUGGGUUUUACUUCAGACAGGGGAGGCAACACAAUUGAUGUCCAUUGGUACACAAGGAAACAAGUCCUUCACCAUGUUUGGGAUGCAAAUAUAAUUGAGACAGCUGAGGAAAGAUUCUACAACUCAAAUGUGGAUGACAUGAUUGAUGCAAUUCAGCAGAAUAUCACGACAGAAUGGACAGAUCUAGUUCAAAAAUGGGAGACCUGCAGUCGUAACAAGACAGCCUGCCCAGACAUAUAUGCAUCUGAAAGUAUCAAAGCAGCAUGUGAUUGGGCGUACAAAGGUGUAACGGAAGGAUCAGUGCUAGAAGAUGAUUAUUUCCUAUCCCGAAAACCAAUAGUGAAUUUGCGAUUAGCUCAAGGUGGAGUCCGAUUGGCAGCAACUCUCAAUCGCAUUUUUCAAUGACUCAGUCUGGUUCUAAAUAAUGUUUGGUGUCAAGUAAAGCAUGCCUGAAGCUUUUCAAAAAGUUAUGUUUACUUUAGUACAUUAUCAAUGUAUCAUAAACAUCAAGGCAUUGCUUGCAAAAAAAAUAAUGCAUAUAUUCUAAUAAUUCUUGCACUGUUCUCUUCUAAAAUUCUUGCACGUAUGUGUAAUUCCAACUACCGUGACAAGCAACGGCAGGAGAUAAUGAGAAUGUUGGUUCAUUCAUUACCUGUAACAGAUCGUAUCAAACAUGUGAACAAGCAGGAACGUGUAGUCUAAUUCCAAGUUCUUGCACAGCAUAUACUGUACUCAUGUUAUGGUUUCUUCACAACAAGAACAGGGCACUUGGCAUAUUGAAGACUAUAAUUGCUCACACCUCCUAGUUAAGCCCUUUACAGAAAUAUCGGCAUGAAUACCCAAUAACGUAAAAAGAAAGAUAGGCACUGAACUCUAGGACACGCAAGGAAUUCAAAUCAAUGGCUCUUCUCUAAAACACCAGUUUCUCUCCCUUCUCUUUAAGUUCCGGCUUUUGGGCCUUAAGUUUGGGGGAAGAUCUGGCCUUUGGCCGCCGAUCAUAUUAGUUAAAAGUUAUUUUCUCUGUUUUUGGUUGUUAAGUCUCCCUGUGGAAUUUCAGUAGCCCUUGCGGAUGGGGAUUAGCGUGGUUUGUUUUUGUGCCUACUGCAUGUUGGUUUUGAGAGCAUCAAUUAUGGUGGUGAUGGGUUGAGUUGAGAAGCCUGUUGGCUGGCGGUUUGGGCAUCGCUUGUGGGGCGAGAGGAGAUUGAGAAGCCUGUGUCUCUGCCACACUGGUCCUCACCCAGAGGUUCCUCGGGCAGUGUGCUACUUAACUCCCUUGCUUUUGAUGGUUCUGAUUGAGGAGCUUAUCCUCCUAUUUUGGUCUCCCUUUUGUGCUUCAGGUUCUGCAUGUGUAUCCUCCCCUUCGGCUGCCUCAGAUGGUCGGUCUACAGUUGGAGUCAUCCUCGGUAAAGUCGGCUGGGAUGCGGGUCAACCCGUUUUAGUUCUAGGGUUUCUCUUUGAUUUGGGCUUUGAACCCUUAGUUUUUUAUGGAUUUAAGGAAAGUUUUGUAACAUUCUGUAUUUUUUGGGCACGCCUUGAAGUGUUUUAUCAUCAAAUGAACUAAUGAAGGAUUCUAAUUUUCUGUUAAAAAUAAAAUAAAAUAAAAUAAAGCUCAAUUUGUCCGGUA